Messenger RNA from Stegastes partitus (bicolor damselfish), 1839 nucleotides. It is a transcript of the gene rhov, whose product is annotated as ras homolog family member V. The record is from RefSeq and is a predicted model, not a curated record. The coding region runs from base 101 to 811 and encodes 236 amino acids. The transcript is spliced from 3 exons. Lineage: Eukaryota; Metazoa; Chordata; Actinopteri; Pomacentridae. Gene Ontology annotation, molecular function: GTP binding; GTPase activity. Gene Ontology annotation, biological process: small GTPase-mediated signal transduction.
CAGCAGCAGCAGCAGCGUCAGUAUGUGAGCCUCCCUCCGCCGAACCUCUCUGUCCGCUGCGCACAGCUCACACCAGUCGGGGGUUCAUGUCCUGCUCGACAUGCCACCUCACAUGGAUUACUUCUACCACGAGUCCCGAGUCCCUUCCGCUGUCGGGCUGACCCGGGAGGACGAGCUGGACCCCGGCGUCAUCAGCUGCAUGCUGGUGGGGGACGGAGCCGUCGGUAAGACCAGCAUGAUCAUCAGCUACACCUCCAACGGGUACCCGACAGAGUACCAGCAGACCGGCUUUGACGUCUUCUCAGGUCAGGUCCAAGUAGAAGGAUCUCCAGUCAAAGUUCAGCUCGUGGACACUGCAGGACAGGAGGAGUUUGAUGAGUUCAGAGCGCUGUCCUACGCCCACACCGACGUCUUCCUCCUGUGCUUCAGCAUGGUCAACCCCACCUCCUUCCACAACAUCACCAAGAAGUGGGUUCCGGAGAUCCGCGCCUACAACCCGUCCUCGCCCAUCGUCCUGGUCGGCACCCAGCUGGACCUGAUGCUGGACGUGAACGUGCUCAUCAACCUGGACCGCUCCAACGUGAAGCCGGUGCCGAGCUCGCGGGGCCGGGGCAUGGCCGAGAAGAUCCGGGCCGCGGACUACGUCGAGUGCUCGUCGCUCACGCAGAAGAACUUGAAGGAGGCGUUCGACGCCGCCAUCUUUGCCGCCAUUAAGAACAAAGCCCGCAAGACCAAGAAGAGGAGGUUCUCCGACAGGCGAACCAAAGCUUUCUCGAGGUGCAGCUGGAAGAAGUUCUUCUGCUUCAUCUGACUGCUGACCCCGUGGGACAGAACUGUUUUUAACUUAUUUAACUAUUUUACUUCCACUUCUGUGGCGGUUUGGCAUCCACACUUGUUAAGUAUUUUGUCCUGGAGCGAACAUCAAAGUGGAUUCUGGGUCUGGUUUACAUUAUAUUCAAAUUUUCUAUUGUUUCAGGACAGAAAAACCACACGAGCUUCAAAUGGUUUGCGAGAGAAUCGAGGCUCUGAAGGAGGAAAAGCCGCAGCAUCAUGUAAAGGCUGUGAAUUUGCAUGGUGCGCUGGAACAGAAAGUGUGCUGGAGCAGAUGGGCGUUAGCCACCUCUCUGUUGUGUUCUUGCUGUCUGGCUGCGCCGGCCUAUUUACAUGCAGCAGCUGCAAGUUCAGGUUGCAGUGUGAGCCGCUGCAUUCUUCAUUACCUGCGUUUAAAAAAAGCUGCCCCGGCUGGUUCGUCUUAUCGGAGAACCUGGCGUUUACUCUGAGCUUCAUCACCUGGCACAACAUUUGUGGAAGCAGGAGGAGGGUCUGUUUGAGUCUUAAUCUCUCGGUCAGUUUCAAAAAAUCCUCUUGUGUGAGGUGAAAGGUGGCAGGAGAGCGCUGACCUUUGGCUUUUUGUUCCUGCCUGUCAUCAAUCUGCAUCUGUAUAAGCAAACCCUGCAGGACUUCCACCCUGCAGAUCCUCCCGGCCCAGGCUUUGUUUGUAUGCUCAACACACUCCUUGUUUCCCCUCAGCAGCCCGGUUUGUACAGUUAGUGGAUGCUAAACAGCCUCUGUGUGAAUGUAAGUGUAAGAUGGUACACUUUAAAAGAAGCCUCGUGCAUGAGAACGUCAUAUUUUGCACUUCAGCUGGUGCACAUCCGUGUGUAGAUAGGACGAGGUUUUACUAUGCUUCUUGUGGAAGUUCCAUGUUUGUGUGUUCUGUUUGUUAAAACAGGUUUUGUCAUGUGUCUGUCCAUGAAAUAUUCAUGUCUGAUCUCUUCUGCUCUAACCUGUGUGUGUUUUUUUUACAUGGCAGAGUGCAAAUAAAUGAAGUGUAACUUA